AUGCCCCAAACCAAYUCCCACAAUGGCGCCGACAGCAUUGAACAAAAGCUCCUCGGAAUUCUUGCUGCUCAAGAUCUAGGCGAUAUAACGCAGGAGCUGUGCGACUUUUCACUUGAAGAACAGAAUGCCACAGCCGAGGCGCAGGGCAUACAACCAAGUGCCUCCGCAGAUUACAUACCUGUGCUAGGGAAAUCGGUGACAUAUAUAGUCGCUAGCGUAUUGUUCAACGAGAGGGAUGAGGUGCUCAUGAUGCAAGAGGCUAAGCAAUCAUGCGCCGGCAAGUGGUAUCUACCAGCUGGGCGCAUGGAAAAAGGCGAGACCAUUUGCGAGGCAGCUGUGCGUGAGGUUUAUGAGGAAACUGGUCUAAAUGUGGAUAUCACAACUCURCUGGCCAUCGAAGUGGCGGGCGGCUCAUGGUUCCGUUUUGUGCUCACCGGUCGCGUCACAGGCGGCCAGUUGAAGACACCCGCUCAGGCGGAUAACGAGUCAUUACAGGCGAAAUGGAUCGGCAGACUGUCUGAGUUGCCGUUACGCGCUAAUGACAUUCUAAAUUUAAUCGACAUUGGCCGCUCGUAUAACGAACGUAACUCGUCACCGCAGGCGCCAUCCUAUCACCCGGAUGUUUUGCCAACAAAGUACUCUCAUCACAAAAAUUAUUUGCGUGUGGUCGCGGUGAUACGCAAACGUGCCACGAAUUCGUUGAAUGUGCUUGUUAGUGAAAAGAAUGUGCAUCAUUUCCCCACGGUCGAAGUGCAUCCACAGCGCAGUCUUCACUCAACGCUACGCAAAUUUAUGAUCGARCUAUUUGGCGCGGAGUUGCCACAACAUCGGCCACACGGCAUACUCAGCGUCGAACAUUGUCCCUCGCCAAUGCCAUACACGAGCGACGGUAUUUGCCUGAAUGUGUUGGUAGUAUUUCGGCCACCUUUAGAGGAAGUGGCGCUUAUUGGCAAAUGUACAUGGCAUGAGUUGAGUCGUCCGCUCGAGGAGAAAUUGGGGCGCAUACUGUCGAGCAAACAUUCCACAAUCCCUUUGAAUGUCAUACGAUAAACAAAUGUGUGAGCUUGGGGUCUGGAUUCGRGAAGUGCAAGUAAGCAGGAUUCAACAAAGAAUAAAAUAAAUAAAUAAUUAGGUGUAAUAUUUGCGCACAUAAUUAAAGUUAGCUAAAUUACAAACAAACGUGUUUAGUGGAAUCUACGGAGCUGCAGUGCUGCGCUACAACUUAUACUACUUAUUUGCAAUAAUAUUUAUUUUUAAAUAUUUGGAUUUUAUAUACACCAAUCAUUGUUUAUUAAGUUGCUGUUAUACAAAUUUUUAUGUUAUAAAUAAAAAUUUCAUGUUAACUAC
Molecule: messenger RNA, 1347 nt
Organism: Bactrocera latifrons
Lineage: Eukaryota; Metazoa; Arthropoda; Insecta; Diptera; Tephritidae
Product: 8-oxo-dGDP phosphatase NUDT18
Exons: 2
Coding region: 1-1050 (349 amino acids)
Molecular function (GO): magnesium ion binding; 8-oxo-dGDP phosphatase activity; 8-oxo-GDP phosphatase activity
Source: RefSeq, a predicted model, not a curated record